GGAGGAGCUUCGCAAACAACCAUCUCGAAGGCGGCAGAAGAAGCAAAAAAAAAAAACACCAUGAAGCUGCUGGCGGUGGCGUUCGUUCUCGCGCUCUACGCUUCGGCUGUUCAAACCUCACCGACGACGACGACGACGACGACGAGCGACGAUCAAUCUCAAGAGCAGCAGCAGCAGCAGCAAAAGUCCAGCAACGAUGUGUCUCUCGCAGCGGUCAAACAGCUCCAGAGGUUGGCACACUUUCCACGCAGCGGUUUCCUCGACACCGCCACCACCAACAAUAAACAGCAGCUGCAGCAGCAGCAGCAGCAACAUCGGGUCAAGUACGGAAAAUCUCGCGGACGCAGCAGUAGCAGCAGUAAGCUGCAGUCGUCGGCGAAUUCCGUCGACGAUGCUACCAGCACCAGCCUCGAAAUUCCCAUCGAUCUGACCGAGCUGCUGCGCAUAAUCGGCGAAGGCAGCACCGCUAAUGGCAAUUCGAAAAAUAACGGUCAGAUCACGGCCAAGCAGAUGCUGGCUCUGGAUCGCUACGCCGACAAGAUCAUGAAGGACGAGCGGGUGAUGAGCUACGUGCAGGAUCGCAUCAAGCGCGACCACACCACGGGCUACGAUUACGCGGCCCCGCCUCACGACUCGUACGGGCCACCCGCGCCCGUUUACGGACCUCCGCCGGCCCAGCAUCACGGGGGUGGCAGCGACAGCGCCUCGUUCUUCACGGGCCUCGUGGGCGGCCUGAUCGGCAGCUCGGCCAGCCUGUCCAAGGGCUCGGUCGUCGCCUCGGCCCAGGGCAGUCACGCUCCGCCGGCUCUGCCGCAGCACCACCCGGUGGUCUACGGGCCACCCGCCCCGGUCUACGGUCCCCCCAAGUAUCCCACGUACGGCCAUCACGAGCAUCACGAGCACCAUCAAGUAACUCCCUGGGAUCUGAAAAAGGCGAUCAUCAACUCGCUGAUCCAGGCGGUCAAAGCCGUGGGCGGCGGCUUUCUCGCCCUCAACGGCCAGAUCAUCAAAGGCAGCGGAUUCCUCGUGCAGACAAAGGGUCGUCUAAUCAGCGGCGCCGGCGAGGCUAUCAGCGGUUUGGGCAAAACUUUGGCCACCGGCGCAACGAAGCCAACGACGCAACAUCAUCACACAACCUCGUACGAGCAUCACGGCUACGCUUACGGCCCACCGCCGGUGGUGCAUAAUCAUUACGCUGGACACGAUCAUCAUUACACUGGAGCACCACCGCCGACUGACUCGUAUCAACACGGUUUCGGAGCAGCGACCGAUGUCCAUGACGACAGCCAAGCCGGACUGUUGGUCGCGCAACCUGUGCCCGACCUAAACCACCUUCAUCAUCAUCAACACCAUCAUCAACAAUCGGACGACGGCUUUGAAGCGCCACCGCAGCAAGACGACGCCCACGUCGAAUAUCAAACCUUCGAUCACGGAGCAGCCAGCGGUGUCGACGGCGUUGCCGGCAAAAGCAAGAACGAAAAGGUCAAGGAGGCGAUCGCCCAGUUGGCCGCUUUCUCGGCCCAGUACAAAAAGAACAAAGGAACAAAGACGACGACGACGUCGACGAGUGGACACCAACACAGCAGCGACGUCGGCGGCGGCAUCGAAGUGCCCACGAAACCGCUUCAAUUGCAGGAUUACAAUCAGGAGAGUCACGAUCUUUAUCCGCCGCUUGGCAACGGGCCCGCGGACAGCAGCGGCAAUCAUCAUCAAGCCGCCGCCAGUCACGGUGGCGUCGAGCAACAUCAUUACACGACGCUCGACCAAGUCGACGACAAGUACAAGCAUCCGCCGAUCACCAUCGAGGACACUUACCUGCAGCAUCAGCAUCAUCAGCAGCUGCAUCAUCAGGCUGGUGGCUACGGACAGGCCGAUUUGGAAUCGCCGCAUUACGCCUACGUUACGCAGCCUCAUCUGCAUCAUCAUCAGUACGGCCAGCCUCGGCCGCACAACUACAAACAAGUAUCGUUCAAUAUACCCGACGUACACUUCGAGAUAUCCGACGAGGAUAUAACAGGAUUCGAGAAGGGAGCUUUCGAGCAGCCUCAUCAUCAUCGCUUCCCGACGAUGGAUGGCCCGUUGAAGAUACCGAUUAUCGGGCCCUACUCGCCGCAUCAGGGCUUUCCACCGGCGCACCUCAACUCGAUACACGACAUAGGCAUCAAGUAUCCGGAAAUU
This is a messenger RNA of Trichogramma pretiosum, 2178 nucleotides long. RefSeq lists its product as uncharacterized. The record is from RefSeq and is a predicted model, not a curated record. The annotation marks the transcript as partial. The transcript has 5 exons. NCBI's taxonomy places the organism in Eukaryota, Metazoa, Arthropoda, Insecta, Hymenoptera, Trichogrammatidae.